Messenger RNA from Opisthocomus hoazin, 2264 nucleotides. NCBI's taxonomy places the organism in Eukaryota, Metazoa, Chordata, Aves, Opisthocomiformes, Opisthocomidae. The record is from RefSeq and is a predicted model, not a curated record.
AGUAUAGAGAGAUGGAUGAGAGCCUUGCAAACCUGUCAGAAGAUGAGUAUUACUCUGAAGAAGAGAGAAAUGCUAAAGCAGAGAAAGAGAAAAAACUCCCACCACCACCUCCACCGGCUCCUGCAGAAGAAGAGAACGAAAGCGAGCCGGAGGAGCCGUCUGGGCAAGCAGGAGGACUUCAAGACGACAGUUCUGGAGGGUAUGGAGACGGCCAAGCAUCAGGUGUGGAGGGUGCAGCUUUCCAGAGUAGACUUCCACAUGACCGUAUGACAUCUCAAGAAGCUGCCUGCUUCCCUGAUAUAAUCAGUGGGCCACAGCAGACUCAGAAGGUGUUUCUGUACAUCAGGAACCGCACCCUGCAGCUCUGGCUGGAUAACCCAAAGGUUCAGUUGACGUUCGAGGCAACUAUCCAACAAUUAGAAGCACCUUAUAAUAGUGAUACGGUGCUCGUUCACAGAGUACACAGCUAUCUGGAGCGGCAUGGUCUAAUCAACUUUGGUAUCUACAAGAGGGUGAAGCCCCUUCCAACCAAGAAGACGGGAAAGGUGAUCAUCAUCGGUUCUGGAGUCUCUGGGUUGGCAGCAGCUCGCCAGUUGCAGAGUUUUGGAAUGGAUGUCACAGUUCUGGAAGCCAGGGACCGAGUAGGAGGAAGAGUUGCUACCUUUCGCAAAGGGAACUACGUUGCUGAUCUAGGAGCAAUGGUGGUGACGGGACUUGGAGGAAAUCCCAUGGCUGUGGUCAGCAAACAAGUGAAUAUGGAAUUGGCUAAGAUCAAACAAAAAUGCCCACUUUAUGAAGCAAAUGGACAAGCUGUUCCAAAAGAGAAAGAUGAAAUGGUGGAGCAAGAGUUUAAUCGUCUGCUGGAAGCCACCUCCUAUCUCAGUCAUCAGCUGGAUUUUAAUGUUCUCAAUAAUAAGCCUGUCUCCCUAGGUCAGGCUCUGGAGGUUGUCAUACAAUUGCAGGAGAAGCAUGUAAAGGAUGAGCAGAUUGAACACUGGAAAAAAAUUGUGAAAACACAGGAGGAAUUGAAAGAUCUUCUUAACAAGAUGGUGAAUUUAAAAGAGAAGAUUAAAGAACUUCAUCAGCAGUAUAAGGAAGCAUCAGAAGUGAAGCCACCUCGGGAUAUUACUGCAGAGUUCCUUGUGAAAAGCAAACACAGAGAUCUGACUGCACUUUGCAAGGAGUAUGAUGAAUUGGCAGAAACACAAGGAAAACUGGAAGAGAAGUUACAAGAACUUGAAGCCAAUCCACCAAGUGAUGUUUAUCUGUCAUCAAGAGACAGGCAAAUACUCGACUGGCAUUUUGCAAACCUAGAAUUCGCUAAUGCUACGCCCCUAUCUACGCUUUCACUGAAGCACUGGGACCAGGAUGAUGACUUUGAAUUCACAGGCAGUCACUUGACUGUGAGGAAUGGAUACUCCUGCGUGCCUGUAGCCUUGGCAGAAGGGCUGGAUAUUAAAUUAAACACAGCAGUGCGCCAGGUUCGCUAUACAGCAUCAGGCUGUGAAGUGAUAGCUGUAAAUACCCGGUCUACUAGCCAGACUUUCAUUUACAAAUGUGACGCUGUGCUGUGCACUCUUCCCUUGGGAGUGCUGAAGCAGCAGCCUCCAGCCGUGCAGUUUGUGCCCCCUCUUCCCGAGUGGAAGACGUCUGCAGUGCAGCGUAUGGGAUUUGGCAACCUCAACAAGGUUGUGUUGUGUUUUGACCGUGUCUUCUGGGAUCCAAGCGUCAAUUUGUUUGGCCAUGUUGGUAGCACCACUGCAAGCAGAGGAGAACUUUUCCUGUUUUGGAACCUGUACAAAGCACCAAUUUUGUUGGCGUUGGUAGCAGGAGAGGCAGCGGGAAUCAUGGAAAAUAUCAGUGAUGAUGUCAUUGUUGGACGAUGCCUUGCCAUCCUCAAAGGCAUAUUUGGUAGCAGCGCUGUGCCGCAGCCUAAAGAGACUGUGGUGUCCCGCUGGCGUGCUGACCCCUGGGCCCGGGGAUCAUACUCCUAUGUAGCAGCUGGAUCUUCUGGAAAUGACUACGAUUUGAUGGCUCAGCCAAUUACUCCAGGACCAGCCAUUCCAGGUGCUCCUCAGCCUAUUCCUCGCCUGUUUUUUGCGGGAGAACACACGAUUCGCAACUACCCUGCAACUGUUCAUGGUGCUCUGCUGAGUGGACUGAGAGAAGCUGGUCGCAUUGCCGACCAGUUCCUGGGAGCCAUGUACACUUUGCCUCGCCAGCCGACACCUGGGGUCCCUCCCCAGCAAGCUGCCAGUAUGUAG